Dipodomys ordii (Ord's kangaroo rat) is the source of this 6912-nucleotide messenger RNA. It is a transcript of the gene Myo10, whose product is annotated as myosin X. Gene Ontology annotation, molecular function: ATP binding; cytoskeletal motor activity; protein binding. Gene Ontology annotation, biological process: signal transduction. Bases 139 to 5562 code for a protein of 1807 amino acids. The record is from RefSeq and is a predicted model, not a curated record. Gene Ontology annotation, cellular component: cytoskeleton; myosin complex. Lineage: Eukaryota; Metazoa; Chordata; Mammalia; Rodentia; Heteromyidae. The transcript has 38 exons.
GAGAGUGGAGCGGGCAAAACGGAAAGCACCAAGUUGAUCCUCAAGUUUCUCUCGGCCAUCAGCCAACAGUCUUUGGACUUGUCCUUAAAGGAGAAGACACCCUGCGUUGAACAGGCGAUUCUUGAAAGCAGUCCCAUCAUGGAAGCUUUCGGCAACGCGAAGACAGUGUACAACAACAACUCCAGUCGCUUUGGGAAGUUUGUUCAGCUGAACAUCUGUGAGAAGGGCAAUAUUCAGGGCGGAAGGAUUGUAGAUUAUUUAUUAGAAAAAAAUCGAGUAGUGAGGCAAAAUCCUGGGGAAAGAAAUUAUCACAUAUUCUACGCACUGCUGGCAGGGCUGGAACAUGAAGAGAAAGAAGAAUUUUAUUUAUCUGUGCCAGAAAACUACCAUUACUUGAAUCAAUCUGGAUGUACAGAAGACAAGACCAUCAAUGACCAGGCGUCCUUCCGGGAAGUUAUUAUGGCAAUGGAAGUAAUGCAGUUCAGCAAAGAGGAAGUUCAGGAAGUUCUGAGGUUGCUUGCUGGAAUUCUACAUCUGGGCAACAUAGAGUUCAUCACUGCUGGUGGGGCGCAGGUUUCUUUCAAAACAGCUUUGGGCAGGUCUGCAGAGUUACUUGGGCUGGACCCAAUACAGCUCACGGAUGCUCUGACCCAGAGAUCGAUGUUCCUCAGGGGAGAAGAGAUCCUCACACCUCUCAAUGUCCAGCAGGCAGUAGACAGUCGAGACUCAUUGGCCAUGGCACUUUAUUCACGCUGCUUUGAGUGGCUGAUCAAGAAGAUUAACAGUAGGAUCAAGGGCAAUGAUGACUUCAAAUCUAUUGGCAUCCUUGACAUCUUCGGAUUUGAAAAUUUCGAGGUGAACCACUUUGAGCAGUUCAAUAUCAACUAUGCAAAUGAGAAACUUCAGGAAUACUUCAACAAGCACAUUUUUUCUUUAGAACAACUCGAAUAUAGCAGAGAAGGACUGGUGUGGGAAGACAUUGACUGGCUGGACAAUGGAGAAUGCCUUGACUUGAUCGAGAAGAAGCUUGGCCUUCUCGCCCUUAUCAAUGAAGAAAGCCACUUUCCUCAAGCCACGGACAGCACCUUAUUGGAGAAGUUACACAAUCAGCAUGCGAAUAACCACUUCUAUGUGAAGCCCAGGGUUGCAGUGACCAACUUCGGAGUGAAGCACUACGCUGGAGAGGUGCAGUACGAUGUCCGAGGCAUUCUGGAAAAGAACAGAGACACCUUCAGGGAUGACCUUCUCAACCUGCUAAGAGAAAGCCGGUUCGACUUUAUCUAUGACCUCUUCGAGCACGUCUCAAGCCGCAACAACCAGGAUACCUUGAAAUGUGGAAGCAAACACCGACGGCCUACCGUCAGCUCGCAGUUCAAGGACUCCCUGCAUUCCUUAAUGGCAACCCUAAGCGCCUCUAAUCCUUUCUUUGUUCGCUGUAUCAAGCCCAACACACAGAAGAUGCCAGACCAGUUUGACCAGGCUGUUGUGCUAAACCAGCUGAGGUACUCGGGGAUGCUGGAGACGGUGAGGAUCCGCAAAGCCGGCUAUGCAGUGCGAAGGCCCUUUCAGGAUUUCUACAAAAGGUAUAAAGUGCUCACGAGGAACGUAGCCCUGCCCGAGGAUGUCCGGGGAAAAUGCACUGUGCUUCUGCAGCUCUACGACUCCUCCAGCAGCGAGUGGCAGCUGGGGAAGACCAAGGUCUUCCUUCGGGAAUCCUUGGAGCAGAAGCUGGAGAAGCGGCGGGAGGAGGAAGUCUACCGGGCAGCCAUGGUGAUCCAGGCCCACAUCUUGGGCUACUUGGCACGAAAGCAGUACAGAAGGGUCCUUUAUUGUGUGGUGAUGAUACAGAAGAAUUAUAGAGCCUUCCUUAUGAGGAAGAGAUUUUUACACCUGAAAAAAGCGGCCAUCGUGUUCCAGAAGCAACUCCGAGGCCAGCUGGCACGUAGAGUUUACAGACAACUGCUGGCAGAGAAAAUGGAGCAAGAGGAAAGGAAGAGGCAGGAGGAAGAAGAGAAGAGAAAGCGGGAGCAAGAAGAGAGAGAAAGAGCACGGAGAGAAGCAGAGCUCCGAGUGCAGCAGGAGGCGGAAGCCCGGAAGCAGCUGGAGGAGCGCGAGGCCCUGCGGAAGCGCCAGGCGGAGCUGGAGCGGCAGCAGGAGAACCGGCAGGUGGAGGAGAUCCUGCGGCUGGAGAAGGAGAUCGAGGACCUGCAGCGCAUGAAGGAGCGGCAGGAGCUGUCGCUGACGCAGGCCUCGCUGCAGAAGCUGCAGCGGCUGCGGGACGAGGAGCUGCGGCGGCUGGAGGACGAGGCGUGCCGCGCGGCGCAGGAGUUCCUGGAGUCCCUGAACUUCCACGAGAUCGACGAGUGCGUGCGGCACAUCGAGCGCUCGCUGUCGGAGGGCGGCGAGGGCGGCGGCCCCGCGGAGAAGCCCCGCUUCAACUUCAGCCAGCCGUACCCCGAGGAGGAGGAGGACGACCAGGAGGACGGGGUGGACGAGGUGGACGAGGGCUUCGAGGCGGACGACGACGCCUUCAAGGACUCGCCCAACCCCAGCGAGCACGGCCACUCGGACCAGCGCACCAGCGGCAUCCGCACGAGCGAUGACUCCUCGGAGGAGGACCCCAGCCCCGGCGACGGGGACGAGCCCUCCCCCGACGACGAAGACGACGACUACGAGGACGGGGCCGCCACCUCCGCCAGCAGCGUCACCUGCUCCCACUCCUACGGCAGCCAGUGGUCCCCGGACUACCGGGGCUCCAUGGGCACCUACAACAGCUCCGGGGCCUACCGGUUCAGCUCCGAAGGGGCGCAGUCCUCGUUUGAAGACAGCGAAGAGGACUUGGACUCCAGGUUUGACACGGACGACGAGCUGUGUUACCGGCGAGACUCUGUGUACAGCUGUGUCACCCUGCCUUACUUCCACAGCUUCCUGUACAUGAAAGGUGGCUUAAUGAACUCCUGGAAGCGCCGCUGGUGUGUCCUCAAGGACGAGACCUUCCUGUGGUUCCGCUCCAAGCAGGAGGCCCUCAAGCAAGGCUGGCUCCAUAAGAAAGGAGGAGGCUCCUCCACCCUGUCCAGGAGAAACUGGAAGAAGCGCUGGUUCGUCCUCCGCCAGUCCAAGCUGAUGUACUUUGAAAACGACAGUGAGGAGAAGCUCAAGGGUACUCUAGAAGUCCGGACGGCCAAAGAGAUCAUCGACAACACCAACAAAGAGAACGGGAUUGAUAUCAUUAUGGCCGACAGGACCUUCCACCUGAUCGCUGAGUCCCCCGAGGAUGCCAGCCAGUGGUUCAGCGUUCUGAGUCAGGUCCACGCAUCCACCGACCAGGAGAUCCGGGAGAUGCAUGAUGAGCAGGCAAACCCCCAGAAUGCCGUGGGCACGUUGGACGUGGGACUGAUCGAUUCCGUGUGCGCCUCCGACAGCCCUGAUAGACCCAAUUCAUUCGUGAUCAUCACGGCCAACCGGGUGCUGCACUGCAACGCCGACACCCCAGAGGAGAUGCACCACUGGAUCACGCUGCUGCAGAGAUGCAAGGGGGACACAAGGGUGGAGGGCCAGGAGUUCAUCGUGAGAGGGUGGUUACACAAAGAAGCCAAGAACAGUCCAAAGAUGUCUUCACUGAAACUGAAGAAGCGGUGGUUUGUCCUGACGCACAACUCCCUGGAUUACUACAAGAGCUCAGAAAAGAACGCGCCGAAGCUGGGGAACCUGGUUCUCAACAGCCUGUGCUCGGUCGUGCCCCCCGAUGAGAAGAUAUUCAAAGAGACAGGCUACUGGAACGUCACGGUGUACGGGCGCAAGCACUGCUACCGGCUCUACACCAAGCUGCUCAACGAAGCUACCAGAUGGUCCAGCGCCAUUCAAAACGUCACAGACACCAAGGCCCCUAUCGACACCCCCACCCAGCAGCUGAUCCAAGAUAUCAAGGAGAAUUGCCUGAACGCAGACGUGGUGGAGCAGAUCUACAAGCGGAACCCCAUCCUCCGAUACACACACCACCCCCUGCACUCCCCGCUCCUGCCCCUGCCCUACGGAGACAUAAAUCUCAACUUGCUCAAAGACAAAGGCUACACAACCCUCCAGGACGAAGCCAUCAAGAUCUUCAAUUCCCUGCAGCAACUGGAGUCCAUGUCUGACCCCAUCCCCAUCAUCCAGGGCAUCCUGCAGACGGGCCAUGACCUCCGGCCUCUGCGGGACGAGCUCUACUGCCAGCUCAUCAAGCAGACCAACAAGGUGCCCCAUCCCGGCAGCGUGGGUAACCUUUACAGCUGGCAGAUCUUGACGUGCCUCAGCUGCACCUUCCUGCCCAGCCGUGGGAUCCUCAAGUACCUCAAGUUCCACCUGAAGAGGAUUCGGGAACAGUUUCCAGGAACCGAGAUGGAAAAAUACGCCCUGUUCAUCUACGAGUCUCUUAAGAAAACCAAAUGCAGAGAGUUUGUCCCUUCUCGAGAUGAGAUCGAAGCGCUCAUCCACAGGCAGGAGAUGACGUCCACGGUGUAUUGCCAUGGCGGCGGCUGCUGCAAGAUCACCAUCAACUCCCACACCACUGCAGGGGAGGUCGUGGAGAAGCUGAUCCGAGGCCUCGCCAUGGAAGACAGCCGGAACAUGUUCGCCCUGUUUGAGUACAACGGCCAUGUGGACAAAGCCAUUGAAAGCCGGACCAUUGUGGCUGAUGUCCUAGCCAAGUUUGAAAAGUUGGCUGCUACAUCAGAAGCGGGGGACCUGCCGUGGAAAUUCUACUUCAAACUCUACUGUUUCCUGGACACCGACAACGUGCCGAAAGACAGCGUGGAGUUUGCGUUCAUGUUUGAACAGGCCCACGAAGCUGUCAUCCACGGCCACCAUCCAGCCCCGGAAGAAAACCUCCAGGUGCUCGCCGCUUUGAGGCUCCAGUACCUGCAGGGGGACUACACGCCACACGCCGCCAUCCCGCCUCUCGAGGAGAUUUACUCCCUGCAGAGGAUCAAGUCCCGGAUCAGCCAGUCCACCAAAAGCUUCACCCCGUGCGAGCGGCUGGAGAAGAGGCGGACGAGCUUCCUGGAGGGGACCCUGAGGCGGAGCUUCCGGACCGGCACUGCGCUGAGGCAGAAGAUGGAGGAGGAGCAGAUGCUGGACAUGUGGAUUAAGGAAGAGGUCUGCUCAGCCCGAGCCAGCAUCCUCGACAAGUGGAAGAAAUUGCAGGGAAUGAACCAGGAGCAGGCCAUGGCUCAGUACAUGGCCUUGAUCAAGGAGUGGCCGGGCUAUGGGUCAGCACUCUUUGACGUGGAGUGCAAGGAAGGCGGCUUUCCCCAGGAGCUCUGGCUGGGCGUCAGCGCGGAUGCCGUCUCGGUCUACAAGCGUGGGGAAGGAAGGCCCUUGGAAGUCUUCCAGUAUGAACACAUCCUCUCCUUCGGGGCCCCUCUGGCCAACACAUACAAGAUCGUGGUGGAUGAGCGGGAGCUGCUCUUUGAAACCAGUGAGGUAGUGGACGUGGCCAAGCUCAUGAAGGCCUACAUCAGCAUGAUCGUGAAGAAGCGCUACAGCACCACUCGCUCGGUGAGCAGCCAGGGCAGCUCCAGGUGAACCCCCUGAGCCUGUGGGAUUCGUGUCAGAUGCGCCCGGCUGGCCUCAGUGCCCUGACCCCGCCCAGGGCAGACCCGGAAGCUCUGUUGGAGGGAGAGAGGGUCCUUCGCCCCGUCAACAUUUAUGUAUUAAGCUGUCAACCUUAACAGUCUGCACAAUUUCCAAAGCUUUACUACUCUUACAUGACACAUGCCUUAAUAAAGAAAGUGGGGGAGAAAAACCACGCUGCCACCAAAGCAGCCGCAAGUGCCUUAACUGAUAGAAGCCGCAGCCCGCGCGGACGGAGCUCACCUGUGCUACUGACCCCAGAGGGCCUUCGCUCCAGCGAGAUUUGCAGAGCUUGAAAGCGGGCGUCUAUCCAUUGAUUAUGCACUAGCUUCCCAGCCUGACUUCCCCAAGGGGGAGGGGCCGGCGGGAGAGGGAGGGCGGGCAGAUGAGAGUGGAAAGGAACUGUCAUUUGGAGAUGGAGCGCUGCUGGCAGCCUUCCUGGUGAACGCGCAUUCACAUUUUGCUUAAUUUCAUCUUUUACAUGUCUGCUUGCCUGUGCAUGCAUGCAUUCACAGACCCAACACUUUAACCAUUUCACGAGCAUUAGACACAAAGGGAAAAAGGAUGUGCAAUGGUGUAAACAGUCCGUGUGUAUAUUUCCGUAGCUAGAGUCUUCAGCGGUCCCUUGGUUACUUUGUAAGGUAGGUUUCAUUAACAAGUGUGGAACCCUGGAUUUUCCUGUCUUUGCUGUAUUUUGGAGACACGUUUUGACUCGGUUCUGUUGUUCAUGUAGCAAAGUCUGCAAUCUGUAUCUGCUGAAACUCUGACAGAUCUGCAGCUUCCAAGAGAACUGUAUUUAUAAACCACUCUUCAAACUGCUGGCUCCAGUGCUGUUUUUUAGAACAAUACAAAGUCAUUUUGUAGUCUUUUGUUUGUAAACAUAUUAAGUUAAAAAAUGUUUUUUUUUCUUUGAAAGUUAGCUCCUAUCAGUGUGGAUAGAUUGCAGAUAUAAAACCAUGAUGACUAUGGAGAAGCCAUUGCAUUCCUAAAAAGGUGACAAUUAAGCCAAUCUGUCACACACCGCACCAUGGAGUGCGCUUGAGUGCGGCUUCAAGCAGACAUGGGGCUUCGUCCCCGGUUCGUGAUGGGAGCUGGAAUAAAGCACCAGGGAAUAUGUCAGCAAUGUUCGCCAGGAGAAAAAUAAUCUGGACUUCUAUUUUUAUAUGGAAAAAUUAUAAAGACUUAGGCCAACUAAGUCCCCUCGAAAAGAAAAAUGCAAUUUGCCUUAUUCCUUGUGGACAAUGGUGUGAAAGUACUGUUUGUUGGCUCACUGAAGGUCGGACAAUAAAAGAUAUUAGCUAA